AUGAGACCUUCUCUUGCCCUCCUUGGCUUGAUUGCCGCCCCAGCGCUCUGCACGCCCUUGGACGCUGAGUUCGCCGCUGCCGAAGCUGAAUGUGGCCCCCUCGGCGUCCAGGAAUGGGACCUGAAUGACCUCCCAGAGGGCACAGACAUCACUGCACUUCGCAAGUGCAAAGAACACCCUGCCGACUUUGAUAUUAGCAGCUCCCUCGAAAACACUUCUGCAAUGCCCGAACUCCUCGAGAGCUCCACGGGGGAAGCGUUCAACCCCGAUGAGAUCCCCGAGGAUACUAGCCCCAGAGAGUCAACCGGGCUGGAGGCCAGACAAAAGUGGUCAGGCGGCGAGUUCUGCCCGGGUACGACUGGUCGUGGAACUGGCGCGGACUACGAUUAUGGAUGCACAAAGGGCUGGUGCUGGAGAAACUGCAAUGUUCAUCUCGAGCAAGUUCUGCAGCCAUGGCACCACAAGCCAUGGUGUUGGUUGGCGUACAACGGCGGCAAUGGAAAAUGGACGCCGUGUGGUCGCUGGCAGGAUUGCGAGUGGUCUUAUAAUAAUAAGAACGCCAGGUGUGGAAAGGCCCAGAAGGGCAAGCCGUGCAAGGCUUGUGGUUGCGGGUGCACAUAG
This is a messenger RNA of Clonostachys rhizophaga, 621 nucleotides long. The record is from the annotation of a GenBank genome assembly. NCBI's taxonomy places the organism in Eukaryota, Fungi, Ascomycota, Sordariomycetes, Hypocreales, Bionectriaceae.